Dendronephthya gigantea is the source of this 901-nucleotide messenger RNA. Its product is annotated as ATP-dependent DNA helicase PIF1-like. Bases 26 to 571 code for a protein of 181 amino acids. The record is from RefSeq and is a predicted model, not a curated record. The transcript has 2 exons. Lineage: Eukaryota; Metazoa; Cnidaria; Anthozoa; Malacalcyonacea; Nephtheidae.
UGAGGGUGGUAGAACAGAACUUGCUAUGAACAUCAGGACAGAUGAUGGUAUGACAAAUGGUGCCAGUAACAUCGUUAAACUAGUUCAAUUAAACCAACCAAAUACACCUUCUGGAAUUAUCUGGGUGCUAUUUGACCAGGAUGAUGUAGGUAGAAAAACCCGACAGGAAAACCGAGGUCUUUAUACAAGACAGGCAGUGCAACCUACAUGGACACCAAUAAAACCAGUAACUACACAAUUUCCUGUAGGUAGAACUAAAUCUGCUCAAGUCGUCAGAAAACAAUUCCCACUGCGACUAGCUGCUGCAAAAACAGUACAUCGUUCCCAAGGAGAUACACAAACACAAAUUGUUGUCAAUCUAAACACUAAACGAGCUGUUUCACAUAUUCACUAUGUUGCACUUAGCCGAGUCACAACAAUGGAAGGCUUAUAUGUUUCCGACCUGGGUGAGGAUAAAAUUGCUGUUGACAACAAUGUAGUUACUGAAAUGCAACAGCUUCGAACUGACAGAAUGUUAGAGCUUUGUUUCACUCCACUUUACAACAUGGAUGACUCCAAUUUCAAUAAAUGACUCAACAAACAUAGUUGAUAACAGACGACCAUUUGGUGGAACAGCAGUUUACAGUAAAGUACCAUUUGUACAAGGUUAUCCAUGCAUAAAUAAUAUUAAUGGCGUUGAGUUGACAGUUGUCAAAGUGUCUAAUCAUAAAAAUUAUACUGUGAUAGGGGUGUAUCGUUCUCCACAAAUUCCAAUAAGACAUUUGUAUAUAGCGUUAAAUUACAUUGUAACUGAAUAUGGUACUGAUAACACAAUAAUCCUGGGCGAUUUCAAUGUUAACUGGAUGGUUGAAGAACAAAGACAGUCUUUGUACCAUCUCCUGAUAGAAGACAAUGGUUUCCA